AUGGCGCCUUUCAAAGCCCUUCUCUUGACAGCAUCGCUCUCUGUUGCUGCGCACGCCGCGCGUAGCGAGGAUACCGAAUGUCCAACCGGCUGGCUUCCCAACACCUUCAAGGUGACAAGAUGCUGCUCCGGAAACAUGGUCAUCGACAAUACAACCGCAUAUUGCUGCGUCUAUGACAUGAGAGGCUACAAAGAGGCUCUCACCAACACAGCACUGCUAUACGAAACCGCCACGACCACUACCACGGGCGAUCAUUACAGCGAAUGGGCCACGCUGGAAGACAGUUGCAUCGCAAGUGUCCCCUACACCCUGCCGGCCAGUGAAUAUUCGGCUCAGGUCUCUUCAGCAGCGAAGAAAGCUGAAGCUACUCCCACCAGUACCUCCGCGACUACCACCAACUCUGCGGCGACCUCCGAGACGACCUCCGAGGCGACCUCUGGCUCGGGUUCACAGGUCUCGACGUCGACUUCGAACGCGGCCAUGCCUCUUCCUACUGCUGGAGAUAUUGCAUUAGGAGGCGCGGCACUCGCUGCAGCUCUCUUCGUGCUUUAA
Molecule: messenger RNA, 552 nt
Organism: Penicillium manginii
Lineage: Eukaryota; Fungi; Ascomycota; Eurotiomycetes; Eurotiales; Aspergillaceae
Exons: 1
Coding region: 1-552 (183 amino acids)
Source: RefSeq, a predicted model, not a curated record